Messenger RNA from Saccoglossus kowalevskii, 1124 nucleotides. RefSeq names its product DNA-directed RNA polymerase II subunit RPB11-a. Lineage: Eukaryota; Metazoa; Hemichordata; Enteropneusta; Harrimaniidae. Gene Ontology annotation, molecular function: protein dimerization activity; DNA binding. Gene Ontology annotation, cellular component: RNA polymerase II, core complex. The record is from RefSeq and is a predicted model, not a curated record. Gene Ontology annotation, biological process: transcription by RNA polymerase II.
AUGGACAAAAUUGUUAUCACAAAAGACACAAAGGUGCCUAAUGCUGCCAUGUUUACAGUGAACAAAGAAGACCACACACUGGGAAAUCUUUUAAGAAGUCAGCUGCUAAAAGAUCCACAAGUCUUAUUCGCUGGUUACAAAGUACCACAUCCGUUAGAGUUUAAAUUUGUUUUACGAGUACAGACUACACCAGAUUACAGUCCACAAGAGGCAUUUACUAACGCUAUUACAGAUCUCAUCAGUGAAGUGUCGCUUUUAGAAGAAAGAUUUAAGGUUGCUGUCAGAGAGAAAAAAGAAGGGCUGGAAUAAACAUUACUUUUAACUUCAAGACAGUGUGUGAAUUUCCUACAAAAACAUGUAUAUAGGACAUCCCGUAGUCAGUUUGACAAAGUUGAAAACUUGACGGGGUGAUAGAAUGGAUUCUGCACAUGAGCUUACCAAUGUAUGUGCAUUUUAACGAUACAACACUGAAUUCUACACAUUGACAGUACGACUGGCAUUGUAUUGUUUAGUACCAACUCCUAUUGAUGUGUUAGCAAGCUUGUGUCUAUCUAACACCCCCUUGCCAUUCAUUUCUGUGAUCUGCCUUCGCCAACAACUGUGGUAUCUACUGAUGAACAUUGCUGAUAGUGUGUGUACGAGUGUUGAAAACUUUGGUUUUUCAUUGGUAUUACCACCAGUGGUACCCUCUAUAGAAUUAAUGUUGUAGAGCUUCAGAGUCAAAAUGGAAUAACCCCAAAUAAUGUUGAGUCAGCUUGUUCGGCCUUCUAAAAAAAAUAAUAAAAUUGUAUGUACCAGUAGCUGCAUAGGUGACUUAAGGCACAGACGAAAAUGUUGUGGAAUCUAAUUUCAUUAAUUUCUACUUAUUUGUUUAUAAACAACUUUUUCAACUUGCAAACAAUAUCAUUGUACGAUUUCUGCUGCAUCGAUGACACACCAGUGGAUUCGCAUAACUAACCACAGCAAAUCUUUGUGUCAUUUGCCUGUCAUAUCAGCAUAGAGGUGCACACUGAUCACCAAACUGUGUGUGAUUAAAUUUAGCAGAUAGGAUGUUCCAGAUAUAUUCUCUAGGUUUUACUAUCACUGAUUUUAAAAAGAAUUCAAUUGUUAACUUUGCUUAUUCA